Molecule: messenger RNA, 1245 nt
Organism: Peniophora sp. CBMAI 1063
Lineage: Eukaryota; Fungi; Basidiomycota; Agaricomycetes; Russulales; Peniophoraceae
Source: the annotation of a GenBank genome assembly
AUGCAGAGCUCAACCACAUCAUCCGAUGCGCAACACGAACUGCCGGAGGGCCCUAGCGCUGAAGAGAAGACAUCUGAAGAACGACCAGCCAAGAGACUGAAAGCUGCACAUGAUGAACCUACUACUAGUACUGCGCCGAUCGUCAGAGCCGGUAUGCCUUACAACGCAGCCCGCACGAGCGCCCGACCUCGCGUCCCAUCUUUGCCGCGCCUACCAAGAUUGGUCUUCUCGCCUCGAGCAGAACAACCGUCACGGCAGGAUAUCGCUGCAGCAUCAAUCUCAUUCCCAGUACCACUGCCAUACGAGAGCAUCGUCGCCAUACAGGAGACCAACAAACUCUCAGAUAGCCUCACUACCGUCCACUCCACGACUAGCCCCGAACUCGACUCCACACCGGCAGUGAGUACUGACACCGAUCCUACUUCUUUGCAGCAGAAGUACCGCACUGCGAAGCACGAGCGCGACGUCGUGCUACGCGGCUUUCGUGCUCUUCAGGCAUUACGAUCUCGAGAUAAGAUGGUCGCGCAAAGCCCCGAGAUGCUGGAUGCUGAACUUGCGACGGCGCGACAGCAACUGGAGACCGCACGUGCGGAAGUCGAAGAGUCAGUAGCGCUGCAAGAAGCCUUACGCCGUCAAUGGGUUGCUGCUGAGGCCAAGAAUGAGUCUGUUCAGGAGGAGCUCGAGACUGUCCGCGAUGAGCUGAAGACUGCUCGCUUAGCUCGUGAGAAGACACAAGCCCAGCGAGAUGAUCUGCAGGCGCUAGUAAGCAGCAGAGAUGCCGAACUCAACUCUUUGCGAGUCAAGUUCGACAUGACAGCCGCUCUGAGUGAGAAGGAUCGAGCUGACCUCGACUCGCUGCGGGCGGAGUUACGUGCGACUAAAGCCGAGUUGGCUGUGGCACGGAGUAGGAAGCAGACCGAGACAUCUGCUAAACUUGCGACUUUGCCGCCCGAAGACGAUCUCAUGGGGGAGUUGGAAGCUUCUCUUCAAGCUGUAAAGCAAGGCGUUGGGCAACAUCAGGCGGAACUUGCGCACAUCCCGGAUCUCCAAGCGCAAAUACGCACACUAGAAUCGGAGCGCGGCGAAUUGAUGGGAUGGAAGCAGGAGGCCAUUUCCAUUCGCCAGGAGGUCACCGAGCGAGAGAACGAGGCGGUAGAAUGGGAGCGAAAGUACGAGGUUCGCGGUGUCCGGCUUGGGACGGUCAUUCGCGAGCUUCGUGAUCUUCGUGCUCGCGUUGGCUGGUGA